Raphanus sativus (radish) is the source of this 2364-nucleotide messenger RNA. RefSeq names its product probable WRKY transcription factor 19. The transcript is spliced from 2 exons. Bases 696 to 2183 code for a protein of 495 amino acids. The record is from RefSeq and is a predicted model, not a curated record. NCBI's taxonomy places the organism in Eukaryota, Viridiplantae, Streptophyta, Magnoliopsida, Brassicales, Brassicaceae.
CUAUUUUGUUAUAUGUGAUUUCACUAGUUCAUUCAUUUGCUUGGUCAGAGUUCAUGAAUCAGAAUGUUUUGGCUGUAUUGUAUCUCAGAAACUUUGCUGAUACUAGCAUGAGUAUUACUAAUUGUUUUCCUCCUGCAUCCAAUAAUCAAUCUUCCAAAUCAACCCUCUGAAAACAAAUCUUUCCUCAGAUUUUUGGAUCUUGUGUGUUGGAUCUUCAAUCAUGUUUCUAAUCAAGUAUUUUAUUAGAAAAAGAAAAAGGGAGUUGACUUUGGAGCCUUUGAUGCCUUUCUCAUUUGGUUUUCACUUUUUUUUUUUUUUUCUUUCUGAUUUUUAGGGAAGACGAAUGAGAGCACAUGAUAUCAUUAGACAUUAAGUACCAUUGUGCAUCUCAUCUUUACUUAGUCAAGGCUGCAAUUUUCAUCGAACAAGUCAUUUAGUCUGGGUCUUUGAAGAACAUUCUCAACAAAGUGUCAAAGACCAUUGCUUUUCAGCUGAAGGUCACCAUUCCCAUAGAUGCAGUAUUACAGUAGCAAAACACUCUUGAAGAUGGACAGGGCAGAUACAUCUGGUUUUGUGAGUGGUGGAAGUUUAUUAUCUCUCAAGUCUUUCCAAUAUAUGCUUAUAGCUACAAGUAUGAUGUGUUAAGUGGUAAUUCUUUGGGAGUUCUCUAUCUACUACAUCCUUUUAAUCUUCAUAUGAAUUCGGAUCACGGUCUAGCUAAAGCCACCGGCAUCAACAAACAUGGCAAUAUGGGGGACAACUCUCUUAGCCUCAAGUCCCUGGGAGACUCUCAAAGCCAUUUUUGCUCUGAUGUUUCUAACUGCACUGAUGAUGGCUGCCGCUUGGUCCUUGGACUAGGUCCAACAUCAGCUUCAUACUGUUUCAGCAACAAAGUUUAUGGUUCUGGAUUCACUCAAGAAAUCUCAUCACGAGGUGGUUCGGUUCUGCAACUUCGUCUUCCAGACACUCUCAGUGGACUUGAUUGCUCACUGUCUACAUAUACUACUAGCAGACAAUGUGUGGUUCCUAUUGGUGAUGAGGGCUCUACUUCUGCAAAGAGGUCAGGUGGUUACAUGCCAUCACUUCUGUAUGAUCAUUCACAAGCGAGUCUAGACUCAUCCUUCUACAACACCCCGAAGAAGUGCAACUUCAUGGGAUGCGUGAAGGGAGCCAGAGGAGGGUCAGGGCUCUGCAUCAGCCACGGAGGAGGGCAGAGAUGCCAAAAGCCAGGCUGCACGAAGAGGGCCGAAAGAAAAAGAGACCACUGCAUAUCUCACGGUGGUGGAAGACGCUGCGAGUUCAUCCAAGGAUGCGACAAAGCAGCGCGUGGCAAAUCAGGUCUCUGCAUCAAACACGGUGGCGGCAAAAGAUGUGUUAUAGAAAGCUGUACGCGAAGCGCUGAAGGAACAGCUGGUCUUUGUAUAUCGCACGGCGGUGGGAAGCGUUGUCAGUUCUCUUCGGGGUGUGAUAAAGGAGCUCAAGGGAGUACUAACUACUGCAAAGCGCACGGAGGUGGGAAACGGUGUGUGUUCUCAGGGUGUGGUAAAGGAGCGGAAGGGAGUACUCCUCUGUGCAAGGCGCACGGUGGUGGGAAGCGUUGUAUGGCUGAUGGAGGUGGGAUUUGCCCUAAGAGUGUGCACGGUGGGACUAACUUCUGCGUUGCUCAUGGUGGUGGGAAGAGAUGUGUUGUGGAAGGGUGUAGUAAGAGCGCUCGUGGACGCACUGACUGUUGCGUUAAGCACGGUGGUGGGAAACGGUGUGUGGUUGGUGAGUGUGGGAAGAGUGCUCAAGGGAGUGGUGAGCUGUGCAAAGCUCAUGGUGGUGGGAAACGUUGUUGUUGGGGAGAUGGGGGAUGUGAGAAGUUUGCUAGAGGGAAGAGUGGUUUGUGUGCUAAGCAUAAUAGUAUUAAGGAGAAAGGAGAAGAUGGAGGAAGCAAGAGUGGUUUGAUUGGACCGGGGCUGUUCAGUGGUCUUGUUGUUGGUUCUAGUUCUGAUCAUUCUCAGAAGAUGAUGAUACCAAUGCAGGUUCUUGUACCUUUAUCAAUGAAAUGUCCAAGUGAUUCACAUGAAGGAGAAACCAACAUGUCUGACUUUAUGAUUCCUGAGGAGAGAGUUCAUGGUGGUGGGCUAAUGAUGUCUUUACUUAGUGACAGCCUGAAACAGCCUUCCACUGAUGGAAUCUGAAAGCAUUCUCUUUGCAAGUGUUACCUGCUCAGCACAAACCUCUGUAAAAGCUGUAAAUGUGUGUGUAUAAUAGACCCCAGCUUAGUUUGGGCCUUUGGUGGGCUUCUUUAUAAUCACUAAUACAAUUGUCAAACCCGAAUCUACUAUUCAUAGCUUCAUUUGAAUUUUUAUUUUAUGGAAA